CAAGGAAAAAAGACAGUCCUCUCGAUCCGUGGUAAAGGAGAAGCAGAUUGGCUCACAGAUCCAUUCUCAUCCGUUGUCACUCGUUUCCUAGCCCUUCUACAUCAAUCAGUCGUCGUCGACUGAUGUCGACAAGGUGACUCUUGCAGCUUUUCCAAUAAUAAUCUCAACCAAAAACCUGUUUUUACCCUUCUUUUUUCCCUUUUUUUUUUUUUAAGGCAAAGUCGGACUCGAGCGGUGUCUGCAAGCAUCUAACUUGUAUACUUGUUUCCUACGCUUGGUCGACUUGGGCGAAAGACAUUUGCUUUUCAAGUUUAUGCGGAAGGACCAGCGUUCUUUUUCGACUUUAACGGGCGGUCCGACGGGGUUCCCUUGGUGCCUUCAGAGUCUUCAUCCGCGAGAGAAUUAAAUAAACAAAACAAAGAAGGGUGAAAGAGGGAUAAGAAGAGAUAUCGGGAUCGAUUUGGCACUCUACCUGGAUAAUUCGGAGCCAAUUGUGAAACCCACUUCGCCGAUUACGUCGUUACGAUGUUGCUUCCAAAGGGCGGGAUUACGUGGAAGUCCACACAAGCCAAGUUAGCCCCAUGGAGGGCCGUGUUGGGCGCUCUGUCGAGACCUCGAUUCAUACUCACGGCUGCGAUCAUGGGAUUGAUCGUGUUACUGUGGAGAGGUAUCAGCCAUUCAGCAUCCGAGAUGCAGAGCUUCUACUGUUUCGGACCGUCCAAGCCGCCGCAUAAAAUGACUGCCAACGAGAUGGUGGACUGGCACGCACACCUUCAAACGCCAGUUCUCUUCAACCACCACGAGCCAUACGAAAUUAAUUCAACUACCGUUCAAACCGUUGACUUAAACGCUGUCCACUCAACUCCAAAGGCAGUCCAGAAUAAGGAACGUGUCCUUAUCCUCACCCCUCUGCGAGACGCCUCGCAGUAUCUCGGAAAAUACUUCGAUCUCGUCUCUGAAUUGACCUAUCCCCACGACCUUAUUGACCUGGCCUUCCUUGUUGGCGAUUCAAAAGAUGAUACCCUUGCGGUUUUGGCGGCGGAGUUAGAUCGCGUCCAGGGGAUGCCUGGCAAGAUUCCGUUCCGAAGUGCCACGAUCGUUCAGAAGGAUUUUGGAGUCACGUUAGACAUGAACGUCCAGGAAAAGCACGGUUACGAGGCACAGGCUCCGCGCCGAAAGGCUAUGGGAAAGGCCAGGAAUUUCCUUCUCUCUGCUACGCUUAAGCCAGAGCAUUCCUGGGUGUACUGGCGCGAUGUGGAUAUCGUGGAUAGCCCAAAGAAGAUUAUUGAGGAUUUUGUCGCUCAUGACAAGGAUAUCCUCGUUCCCAACAUCUGGUUCCACAGAUACGAUGAAAAUGGUCGGGACAUUGAAGGAAAAUUUGACUACAACUCAUGGAUCGAAUCUGAUAAGGGGCGAAAACUCGCGUCUACCCUUGAUAAGGACACCAUUCUCGUUGAAGGAUAUAAAGAAUUCGAUACUGGACGAACCUACCUCGUAUCUAUGGGUGAUUGGAGGAAGAACAAAGAUGAAGAGGUCGAGUUGGAUGGAAUUGGUGGCGUUAACAUUAUCGUCAAGGCGGAUGUUCACAGAGCAGGCAUCAAUUUUCCCUGCUACGCAUUUGAAAACCAGGCCGAAACGGAAGGCUUCGCUAAGAUGGCUAAGCGAGCAGGCUAUCAAGUUGUCGGACUUCCAAAUUACGUCGUAUGGCACAUCGAUACCGAAGAGAAAGGCGGUAAUCUCGGCGGCCGGAAGGCCUAUUAAUAUAUCGCCUUCGGGAUGGACAGGUCGAGAAGGAACUAUGUUCACCGUCGUACCGAAAUCAUAACCUUACAGCCGGUGCAGGCUCUCCGUUGCAAGGACUCAUUCGCCCAAAAAAACUUUUAUACUCGCAUGAUGGGGCGCAACUCCCGAUAUCGCCUCGCAAACCCAUCCAUACUUGCACGGUAACCGGAAAGAAACGAAAUGAAAACACUAUUAAUGACCGCCUAGUCUCUACCCAAUCGAUCCCACACUGGAUUUCUCUUGCAUGUCGUCACACGGAAUAAUUGAGCCGUUCAUUUAUGCCCUUUUUUCUUGGAUGCGCUUCGCUUCGGGCCCUCAUUGUCUCCCCUUUGUGGGCUCAAGGCUACUUGCUAUCAUAUCCUUUUAUCUAAAACUUUAAUGGCGCCUGGGAAUGAAGGGGUUGUGCUUGUGCUUUUCUCACGGCUAUUCUUUUUUCUUGGUGUAUCUUUAUAGAUUAUAUUGCUUUUUAUUCGUUGUAUGUUUUCUUUCGUGUACAAGGGUAUUUUUUUCGUUGGGCUUGUUGUUUUUUAUACUUGGGUCUACCAGGCAAAACUGGUCUGUGUCCCGGAAAACGUUCUCUUGCUUCUUUCUCGACCGCUGUUAUUUUCUGUUCUGCUGGUCUACCUGCUUCGAGACAGCAGCUUUGCCAUUUAGUUCUUGACACUUGACUUAUACGCUUUCGCCAGCUUGCACCAGGUUGCGUUUUGCUCUUCGCUUUUAACUGGGGUUCAAGGCGCCUUUUUUUCCCCCUCCGCUUCGAUGUGUAUUCUUACUUUUCUUUGAUUCCCGGAAACCAGAUUUAAUUCCGACGCUUCUGGUGUUUCUUCCCCUCCCAGGACUGCCCUCCAUAACCUGUGGAAGUUGUUUGUGUAUGGUCCGCGUGGUUUUCUCACAUAUAGCAAGUUCCAUGGGCCAAGGGCAUACCGUGUAUGUACGCAUGCUUGUGUGGGAGAGUAAUAAUGAUAUAUGAAGGGGUUGCCUUGCUUUUACCGCUCUGUAGCUGCACGGAAGCGAGGCAUGAGUUAGGGGUUUAGUUAUCAACUUGUUUCCCAAGUA
Molecule: messenger RNA, 2838 nt
Organism: Coccidioides immitis RS
Lineage: Eukaryota; Fungi; Ascomycota; Eurotiomycetes; Onygenales; Onygenaceae
Product: mannan polymerase II complex ANP1 subunit
Exons: 5
Coding region: 526-1761 (411 amino acids)
Biological process (GO): cell wall mannoprotein biosynthetic process; protein N-linked glycosylation
Cellular component (GO): mannan polymerase complex
Molecular function (GO): alpha-1,6-mannosyltransferase activity
Source: RefSeq, a predicted model, not a curated record